CUCGACGAAUGAAAUACAUCUUCAACCUACAGUUCUUCGCCCAAAGUAAAAGACCUCUCGACCAUGUUACGUCGCGGCCAGUCUUACCACCGCCACCUCAUGAUCGCCACCGUCCGUUUCCGUCCGUUCUCCACCGUCGAUCCCAACCAGACUAUUCCCCAAUCCUACACCGUCACGCCUCCGAUCAAGCCCUGGCCCCAGCGGCUCUACCCCAAGCGCCUCGUCUCCAUGGUCACUCGCCAGCAAAAUCUCGACCUUGCCGUCCAAAUCUUCCACUACGCUGGCAAAUUCCACCACGGUUUUUCCCACAAUUACGACACCUACCACGCCAUCAUCCAACGCCUCGGCCGCGCCCGCGAGUUCGAAGCCGUCGAGUCCUUGCUCUCGGAGCUUAGUCGUUCUCAGAUCAAAUGCGGCGAAAACCUUUUUAUCGACGUAAUUCGAAGUUAUGGCCUCGCGGGUCGACCUGAUUCGGCGUUAAAAACCUUCCUACGCAUUGAAGACUUCGGUAUUCAACGCUCGGUGAGGUCGUUGAACACUUUGUUAAACGCUUUGGUUCAGACCAGGCGGUAUAGUUUUGUGCAUGUAUUGUUCAAGAACAGUAAAUCGAGAUUUGGGGUCGUGCCUAAUGUGUUCACGUGUAAUAUUUUGAUCAAAGGCAUGUGUAAGAAGAAUGAGGUGGAAGGUGCAGUCAAGGUGCUCGAUGAAAUGCCUGCGAUGGGAAUGAUACCUAAUUUGGUUACUUACACUACGAUUUUAGGUGGGUAUGUUGCGCGGGGAGAUAUGGUUAGUGCGAAGAAGGUUUUUGGUGAGCUUUUGGAUAGAGGAUGGAUGCCCGAUGCGACUGCGUAUACAGUUUUGAUGGAUGGCUUUUGUAAGCUAGGGAGGUUGGUCGAUGCAAUCAAGGUGAUGGAUGAUAUGGAGGAGAAUGGGGUUGAGCCGAAUGAGAUUGCUUACGAUGUCAUGAUUGAUGCUUAUUGUAAAGCGAAAAGGUCAGGGGAAGCACGUAACUUGCUUGAUGAUAUGCUUGAGAAGAAGUAUAUACCGAACUCGACACUUUGUUGUAAGGUGAUCGAUGUGUUGUGCGUAGAAGGGAAGGUUGAGGAUGCGUGUUUGUUGUGGAAGAGGCUAUUGAAGAAGAAUGUUAUGCCGGAUAAUGUUAUAUUGAGCUCCCUUAUACAUUGGCUUUGUAAUAAGGGGAAAAUAUGGGAAGCCAGGAAGUUAUUUGAUGAGUUUGAGAAGGGUUCCAUUCCAAGUGUUUUGACGUAUAAUACACUUAUAGCGGGGAUGUGCGAGAGAGGGGAGUUGUAUGAAGCGGGGAGGUUGUGGGAUCACAUGGUGGAAAAGGGAUGUGCUCCUAAUGCUUUUACGUAUAACAUGUUGAUUAAGGGGUUUCGUAAGGUUGGCAAUGCAAAGGAGGGGAUCAGAAUCCUGGAGGAGAUGUUGGAAAAAGGAUGUUUGCCGAACAAUUCGACUUACUCUAUAUUGAUUGAGGGACUUUAUGACUCGGGACAGGAAGAAGAAGUCGUAAAGGUUCUUUCAUUGGCCAUGUCAAAUGGAGGAGUUGACAGUGAUUCUUGGGGCAUUUUCUUUACCGAGAUGAUUGAUAAUCUUGAUAGUGGGACAUGUGAUCUCAACAGAAUAUUAAUGGAGAGUGCUUCUUAAAACUAUACUGAAUAUAUGGUCACAUUCACAGAGAUGAGGUUACGGGUGGAUCAAUUUGAGAUAAUGCAGGAGUCAACUUCAAAAAUGCAUCUGCGGUGUCUUUGCUUCUUAACAAAGAUGUCCCUGAACAGGUUUGCCGUGUUAUGUGUUUAACUCCAAAAAUGCAUUAAUUAGUCAUGCAGAAUGGGCUGUGCUUGGUGAACAGUGUGUUUGAGUUGCCCUUGCUCAAUUCACUGUCUUAGUGUGCAUAUCUAUUAUCAGAGAGGUGAAUAGCAAGGGUUCUCAUCCAUUCAUGACUUUGUAGGAACAUAGUCUGAUGGGAGCUGAGCUGUUGGGCCAAACGCAUUUAAGCAGGAUUAGGAUCGCCUUUAUUUCAUGAUCUCGAUUUAAAGUUAGUGCAUCUAAUGAUGUAUAUGAUGCUAUAUUAUUUAAGCUUUUUAAAGGACGUGCUAAUAUUGUUAUCAUACACAUGGUUAGAUGCACCAACUUUAAAUUCUGACUAUGAAAUGAAUAGUCAUUUGAAAUGAAGAGAUCCUAUUCCUAGGAGCAGGUCUAGGAAGAAACUGGUCUUAUUGUGAACUUUCAGAAUGUUUCAGUUCUGGUGAUUGGCCAGGAUAUUAGUCUGUUGGUGCCAAGAACCUUGUCUGAAGCAUAUUCAUUAUUCAUUUUGUUUAAUUUGGUUAGUUCUCAGCCAAGUGAAACUAUAUAGGAAAACGAUAAAUUCUUUUUCCAUGAAAUUGUGAAAAAAAAAAAAAAAAAAAAAAAAAAAAAACUCGGACAGUGGAAGUAAUUAUCUGCACUCUGCAUUGGUCAAAUCCUUGAGAUCGCUUAUUCGCUUGUAGCUUUUUUGUCUGUAUAUUGUUGAAAGUCAUUCACCUAUUUAAUGUGUCCGCUCAAGUAGGUGCGGGGACAAGACGGUAGGUGCGGUCCAAGCCUAAUAUUCAAAGAGAACCAGAACAUAGGCCGCAACUGUUCAAUUUCUCGAUCAAGAGUGCUUUGAAUGAAAAUUUGCAUGUGAAUCACUGCUGCAACUUGACUAUUAUUUUGGACGGCCGGACUAACGAUGAGUCACCUACAAGUCAAAGGAAAACCUAUCGAGGUGACGCCUACCGGUGGGGGGGAGGGUCGGUGGGGAACCUCCGAUGUUUAAGUCAAUUAAGCCCCCUUUUGGAAGAGAAAACUAAAGUAGACAAGAAAUAUAUGCAACAACUAUGUUGCUGAUUACCUCAAAUGCGGCUGAAGUAGACUUUGUUCGGUCGAUGCCCCAACCAUGAAGAUGUUGUUGGUCGGACAGUUUAUGGCUGACUGGCUAGUACUUGUGCAUGGAUGUUGAUAGUUUGGGCAAAUCGUGCCCACAUAGUGCUCGCGCAAGAAGACUUUACAUUAUUAAGAGUAUAAAAUAAAACUAUACCUGGGUCUGGACGGCUCUAGAACAAACCAUAGCGGGUGGCAUGGCGAUGCGCGAUGCUUGCGUGCUUGGGAGGUGGUUGUUGUUGGCUGAGGGAGCAAGUGCUUGGUCUCGGUGCGUAAGGAGCUUGGACCUGUGCGAUGUUUGCUUAUAACAUCGCAUGUCCGAGUGCCGAGGAGGUACCUUGAGAUCAAUGUUGUACCUAGGGUCCGAGUUGGUUCCUUGGACCCGAGGAGGUGGUGUUACCUUGAUUAAUCGAUAGUUUCUCAAGGCACUAAAAGUUCUCGUCGGGUCAGGAGGUCCCCAAGGCUUUUUGUAUUAUUAUUCAUCUAAAAUAACAAUUUGAAAUUGUUAUUAUUUGUUGUGAACUAAGCAAAUAAUAAAAUAAGUUCGGUGAUAUAAAAAAAAUUAUGGUGUGGUUUAUGCAUUGCAAUCAUAGAAGUAGAAGUAUUUAUUAGUGGCAAUAAUUUAUUUGACCACUGACAUUGAAGCUUUAUGCAUUGCAAUGCAUAUGUUAUUGGCAUCUGCAGGACUAGUUUUGUUCUCCCAGCCGUAGGGUUGUGGAGUUGUGGUCCCUCCCGGAGUUGGAUCCAGUGAGGUUGGUGUUUUUCUUUCGUUGUUUUGUUUUUGGUUUUGUUGUUGUUGGUGCAAACAGAAGGAUUCCUAGGCUCUGGCCUUUGGGAAUGGCCGAUGUCGGUGGGUCUCUGGUGGAGUUGUGCUUUAUUGCUAGAUCUAUAAGUAUCGGCUGGGUGUUCGUUGAGAUGAGCUUUUCUUUAGUGGUCGCCGGCCUCCUUCGGUCUCGGUAGUCACCUGACGGAGCUGUGCGGUUCUUUCUUACACAGCUCGUGGCCAGCACGCGUUGGGGAGUGUCCUCCCUGGAAUAGCGCGUGAGGGUCACAAUUUGUAUAUCCGGCUUCGUUUAGUUUCGAUCUGGGCUUUUGGAGGUCGUUUGAUGCUGGAAGGGUUCUUGGAGUAGGCGCGUGUUCUACACGCCCUGAGCUCCGGUGGCGGUUCUCCUGGUGAUGGUUUUCUGGUUUUUUCUGUUUGUAUUUGUACAUUCUUGUAUCUUUGUUCAUAGUCUAUCUUUUGGUAGCAGUUUUGAGUCAGGAUUUUUCCUGACUUAGUGGAUGGAGUUUUUUUUUAGCUUUAUUCACUACAAUGGCCUACGGGCAUUGAUGUAGCCUUCGGGCAGUGUUCUCAGCUUCUUUGCUCUUGUAUUUGUUCAAUGGCUUUGGCCUUGAUGUAAUCCCCUUUGGGGCUUCAAUUCAACAAUGAAGGUUUCUGGAA
Alnus glutinosa is the source of this 4360-nucleotide messenger RNA. Its product is annotated as pentatricopeptide repeat-containing protein At5g16420, mitochondrial. The transcript is spliced from 2 exons. Bases 64 to 1665 code for a protein of 533 amino acids. Gene Ontology annotation, molecular function: protein binding. Lineage: Eukaryota; Viridiplantae; Streptophyta; Magnoliopsida; Fagales; Betulaceae. The record is from RefSeq and is a predicted model, not a curated record.